GCCUAAACUCCCAACAUUUGUUUAAUGACGUGCCACUAUUGCACACGUAGCAUUGAGAUAUUUUUGGAGAGGAAGCCAUGCUGAUACUAUCGACAAUAAACGGCGUCUGGAUCCAAAAUUAGGAUUUAUUAUUAUUUUUGAACAUAUGGAAUAGUUCAGUAUAUAUCAUUAUUUGAUGCAUAGCCGGAAGUAUGGAUUAACGCCUUAAAUACAGGAGGUCUGGUGAAGUGCCCAGGACUAGUGAGAUUUUUCUCAUGAAGACAAUGCUACACUCUUGAAACAGCAGGAAACAUGAGCUCACACGUUCAGGAGUUAUUUCAUGAAAAUGCCCAGGAUUCUCAUAUGAACGCUCAGCCAUGGUGGAAGGUAAAGCUGUUUGUGUGGGAGCCUGUUCUGUUCGGAACUUGGGAUGGUGUCUUCACCACGUGUAUGAUCAACAUUUUUGGAGUAGUGCUUUUUCUACGCACUGGAUGGCUUGUUGGUAACACUGGGGUGCUGCUGGGCAUGCUCCUUGUGUCACUGGUUGUGCUGGUUGCUCUGGUGACAGUUAUGUCAGGUAUCGGAGUGUGCGAGCAAUGUACUGUUGGCAAUGGAGGUGUAUAUGCAAUGAUCUCCAUGGUUCUCGGAGGUCGAGUCGGAGGCACUGUAGGACUCCUUUAUGUGUUUGGGCAGUGUGUGGCCGGAUCCAUGUACAUCACUGGCUUUGCGGAGUCCAUAGCCGAGGUACUGACUGUGCAGAGUGUGUGGGCUGUUCGAGGGAUCUCCGUGGCUGUCCUCCUGGCCCUGCUCGGGAUUAACCUUGCUGGAGUAAAGUGGAUUGUCCGGCUGCAGCUUGUCCUUUUGGCCAUCCUCGCUGUAUCAACUAUGGAUUUUGUCAUUGGAACCUUCAGCCAUUUGAAUCCUGAGCAUGGAUUUGUCGGUUAUUCGGAAGAGCUUUUAUGGACGAACAUUCUGCCGGAAUACACAGCUGGAGAAACUUUCUUUACUGUGUUUGGGGUCUUCUUUCCUGCUGCAACAGGUGUGAUGGCAGGGUUCAACAUGAGUUCAGAUCUUCAUAAGCCUGAACACAACAUACCUGUGGGGACCCUGGCAGCUGUCUUCACUUCGUGGUUCCUGUACCUUGUUUUUGUAUUCUUGCUUGGAGCCAUCUGUACCAGAGAUGCUCUGCGUUAUGAUUUCUUAAUAGCAGAAAAGGUCUCCUUGGUGGGCUUCCUGUUCCUGUUGGGCCUUUAUGUGUCCUCCCUGGCCUCUUGCAUGGGUGGCCUGUAUGCAGCACCCAGGGUAUUGCAGUGCAUCGCCCAAGAAAACGUUAUCCCAGCUCUGUCUUUUCUGGGGCAAGGGAAGGGUCCCAAUAAAACUCCAGUAGCAGCCAUCUGUCUAACCAGCUUAAUCUCCAUGGCCUUCAUCUUCAUUGGUCAGGUCAACGUUCUGGCUCCUAUAGUUACUAUCAACUUUAUGCUGACAUAUAGUGUCAUCGACUACUCCUAUUUUAGUGUGGCCAUGAGCUACAAGCUACAAGUUAAGGAAAGAAGGCCUCUUCAUGAAAAACCCUGCUCUAGAAAACCACUAGUAACAAGUAAUCACCCAUGUUAUGGAAGCAGUGGUGCUCUGAGCAAGCCCAGCAAUGGCACACUGCUGGAGUUCACUAAAGACAUGGACCAGAUAUUUACAUUGCCUAGUGCAGACAGCACAGAGGAAGAGAAAGCCUCCAAUCAUGGAGCCAAGGUCUGGGGCAGGAAGGCAAAAGUUCCUGCUAAAGAAACACUGAGCAGUAGCUUUCGGCUUGACUUAAACAGCAACGGCCCAUCAGAGAAGGAAAAGGAUGAGAAAACGUUUGAACAAAACAUUGGCACAGAUGAUGAGACCAGCAGUCAGGCAGGCCUUAUCGAGUCUGAGCCAAGAGGGAAGUGGAAACUGUCUUUGCCUCCUCAAAGUCCUAUUGAACUCAACCAGAUAUCAGAGGAGACAUCGGACACAAACGACACAAAACCAAAGCUGGAGGGAUCAGAUAUUCGACCAAUCCCGAAUUCAUGUUAUGCCAAGUUCUGCAAUCACUGGGUUUCGUUAAUUGGUGCACUGUGCUCCAUUCUGAUCAUGUUUGUCAUCCAGUGGGUGUAUGCUUUGGUGAAUAUCAGUUUUGCCCUCCUCCUUUACCUCUACAUCGGAAACACAAGCCCAGGAUUGCCAACAGGUACAGCAGCACGUUUCAGCUUUUUCCGCUGGAUAAAGAGUUCUCUGAGUAGCCUGGGCAGGCCAAACCAAGUGCUUCAAGACCAGAUUGUGGUGACACCAUCUUUGUCAACAGUUGACAUGGAAACCAGACAGCUGACAGAAGAAAAUACAGACUUCGCCUUCCGAGACCGCUAUCACCACUGGUCCGUCAUUACCACCACAGAAGAGAUGGUUCAUCCACAACGCCACUAACCAGCCUCAUCCUACUUACUUCAGCUUGGCCCUGAUGUUAAAACGAAAAGGAGUGCUGAAGCAGUCAUUAUACACAAAUAAAUCUCAAAAGCUGAUCUUA
Messenger RNA from Silurus meridionalis, 2524 nucleotides. RefSeq names its product solute carrier family 12 member 8 (gene slc12a8). Gene Ontology annotation, biological process: cell volume homeostasis; potassium ion import across plasma membrane; chloride transmembrane transport. Gene Ontology annotation, molecular function: potassium:chloride symporter activity. The coding region runs from base 292 to 2424 and encodes 710 amino acids. The record is from RefSeq and is a predicted model, not a curated record. NCBI's taxonomy places the organism in Eukaryota, Metazoa, Chordata, Actinopteri, Siluriformes, Siluridae. Gene Ontology annotation, cellular component: membrane. The transcript has 14 exons.